AUGUCCAAGACAACAUUUGCUAUCAUUGCUGCGGCGAGCGCAGGAGCCGGUGCCGCCAUUACUGCAAGCAUGUACAGCCUACGUCCCGAGCGCAAGCUCGAAACCAACACGAUAUCUACAACUACAACCACUAUAUCUACAGGCGCCUCCGCGCCCAUUCCCAUCCCCGGGAAGCAGGCCUUUGCGCAGCCAGGCCAGCCCGGCGGUCUCUCAACGUCUGCACCCGCCACGCUGCUGGGAGGUGCCCCCGUCGACCCCUCGGGCGUCUUCGAAUAUGGCUUCCCGGGCCCCGUAUCCGACAUCGCGACGCGCGCCGCACUCGUCUCCUCCUUUGACCGGCGGACGCGCAACCCGCACUGGGUGGUCGAGCACAUUACGCCGGCAUCGCUGGCACAACGCGACGGCGACCGCAAGCACAGCGCCUUUGUCGAGGAUGAGGGCGUGCCCGACAAGUUCCGCGCCAAGCUGAAGGACUACUUUCGCUCGGGCUACGACCGUGGCCACCAGGUGCCCGCCGCCGACUGCAAGUGGUCCCAGGCCGCCAUGGACGACACCUUUUACCUGACCAACAUGUGCCCCCAAGUCGGCGAGGGCUUCAACCGCGACUACUGGGCGCACUUUGAGGACUUCUGCCGUCGCCUUACGGUCCGAUACCCCAGCGUCCGUAUCGUCACGGGCCCGCUAUACCUGCCCAAGAAAGACCCCGUUGACAACAAGUGGUAUGUCCGGUACGAGAUGAUUGGCAACCCGCCCAACGUGGCCGUGCCCACACACUUUUACAAGGUCAUCUUUGCCGAAGCCGCCCCAGGCACCGCCGCGGGCCCCGUCGCCAUUGGCGCCUUUGUCUUGCCCAACGCGCCCAUCCCCAACGAGAAGCCCAUUACCGACUUUGAGGUACCCGUCGAGGCCGUCGAGCGCGCCAGUGGUCUCGAGUUUGCCUCCAAGCUUCCCGUCGCCAGGAGGAAGCGAUUGUGUGCCGACACUACUUGCGCUCUCGUCAUCAAAGAUUAUGCCGAGAGACAAAAGGCAUUUAACAAGUCGACCGCUGCGCCGUUGCCCGCCCCCAAGCGGUGA
Messenger RNA from Pestalotiopsis fici W106-1, 1074 nucleotides. Its product is annotated as Mitochondrial nuclease. The coding region runs from base 1 to 1074 and encodes 357 amino acids. Gene Ontology annotation, cellular component: nucleus; mitochondrial inner membrane. The record is from RefSeq and is a predicted model, not a curated record. The transcript has a single exon. Gene Ontology annotation, molecular function: metal ion binding; single-stranded DNA endonuclease activity; nucleic acid binding. NCBI's taxonomy places the organism in Eukaryota, Fungi, Ascomycota, Sordariomycetes, Amphisphaeriales, Sporocadaceae. Gene Ontology annotation, biological process: apoptotic DNA fragmentation.